Aphanomyces astaci is the source of this 1646-nucleotide messenger RNA. RefSeq lists its product as hypothetical. Lineage: Eukaryota; Oomycota; Saprolegniomycetes; Saprolegniales; Verrucalvaceae. The transcript is spliced from 2 exons. Bases 98 to 910 code for a protein of 270 amino acids. The record is from RefSeq and is a predicted model, not a curated record.
AAUCUGCAUGAUAAACCAUCCGGAUAACUGUAUUUUCCGGAUUCCGUGAGCGAAGUUGAAGGCGUAAGUGAUCUUGUGAGGCCGGAAAGCAAGGGAGAUGGACCUGCGUCAACGGAUCCCCUCGACCCAAGCCCCGUCGUCACAAGCGCCAUCGACAGAAGAGAGCAAGAGCACCAUCAUCGUCGCACCAGAUGUAGUCUCCCUAGUCGUGAUCUUCCUCAUGUCCCUCAUCGCGGUUGGGACGUCCAUCUACUUUCUCAUUCUUCACGACCUCAGUGCCGAAGAUGCCGCCAAGAUUCGCUUCCCAACCUCGUUGCUUGUGGCGAAAGAACUGGGCCAGGAACUGCGUGACAUCACGGCGCACUCCCCUGGCCGUGUCCUCAUCGCUCAUGGCCUUCUGUACCUGUUUCUCCAGUCGUGGGCGAUCCCUGGCACCAUCUUCGUGAACCUACUCGGCGGUGCGCUCUUCGGCCUUCUAGUGGGGUUUCCCCUGUGCCUCUUGUACAACACGCUAGGGUCAUGUUUCAUGUACGGAUUGUCGGCUCGGUUUGGCGGUAAGCUCGUCCAAAAGCACCUCUCGACGCGGUUGCACCAAAUGCGCGUGACCAUCGACGCUCACCGCGACGACCUGACGCUGUACAUGAUCUUCCUGCGCAUCUUUCCAUUCUCCCCCAACUGGUUCAUGAACAUGUCGUCUCCCCAUGUGGGCAUUCCGCUGUUGCAGUUUGCCGCGUCCGUCGCGGUCGGCUUGACCCCGUACAACUUUCUCAGCUGCAAGGCCGGGCUCAUUCUCAGCGCGUUGCAAUCCAAGGGCGACAUCAUCGACACGGCCACGACCGUCCAGCUCAUCGUCGUGGCCGUCGGGGGCCUCGUCGGACUCCCUCGACUGAAGGCAAGAUUUGCCAAGUAACUCGAUGGAUUUUACAAUAAGUCCUGGAGUGAGUUAAGCUUAGUGGGGUGUUUGGGAACUCUGGUAUUCGUCGUGCCAAGCGGUUAGUUGCUUCGUGGUCAAGGGAAUCUCCAACGCCACGGCCAGCACUUCCGCCGUGUGCACCUGCACUUGCAUGUGACCUUUGCUGUCUAUCUUCGUAUCCAUUCUUACCGAAGUGGGCAAAUCGCGGAAAAAUUCCAUGAUCUUUUCAAACGACGCGUCCAGCAGGGUUUCUGCGCAAUUUCAGAAAAUUCAAUCUCGAUACAAGAACAUCCCCUUGUUAUAGUAAAAACGAACACAUGGGUUUCGAUACUGGAAUCAUCCCUUGAUAGAAGAACACACACGUACUCUCGGACACAGUGAGCAGCGCCAACGCCACGCGAUACACAAUCUUCCAGCCCUCGUGGAGAGCGUGACGAACCACUGCGUGGCGUACAUGGUGGGAUGCAGUCCCUCGGCGUCCAAGUGGUCUGCGAGCUUGGGGAGGUACUGCUUCAUGGACUGGUCAAAGGUCCACAUGAUCUCCAUGACGCGGGGCAUGCCUGGGCGGUACAUGUCGGCCAUGCCGUACUUCUUUUGGUUCAGACAGGCCACGACGUGCCAAAACGUUUGCUCUUCCGGCAUGUAGCUGAGGAACAGCGCCGAAAUGAACCCCAUGCCCUGAUACAAUCAAUGUAUGGGACAUGUCGUGGUUAAGCAUUGUGGUGUUGACAUA